This is a messenger RNA of Paramuricea clavata, 3112 nucleotides long. Lineage: Eukaryota; Metazoa; Cnidaria; Anthozoa; Malacalcyonacea; Plexauridae. The record is from the annotation of a GenBank genome assembly.
CAGGUAUAAAAGCACAUUUAUGGAUGAUUCCUAUUUACUCUUCUACAAAAGCUGGUGUCGUUCAUUUUUCACGAUGUAUUGCGCAGGUUUGUGAUUCAGAGUCUUUUCAUUGCAUGGUAUAUGGUAAAACUUUAUUUACUGUGCUAAGCCCAACAGCAAGAGCUGAUUUCCAAGAUGGACGUAGAUUUGAAUUUCAAAACUACAUUAAAAAAAUACAAAUACAGUCAUUACACUUAGAAUUACAUGAAGUCAUUACAAUUACAAUAAGUUGAACACAAAAUAAGGUAUAAGUAAACAGGAAAUAUACAGUUGAAAUUUGAAUAAGAUUAAACAAUUAGGGACACUAUUUCAUUAAUUGACUUCACUGGCCAGGUGUCACAAUACUUGUACACUCCAGGAGUUAUUGCACGUAAGCUGGAUUUUCUACCACUUCUUGAAGUUGUAAGAAUAUUUCUGGAGUUGUAAAUGGAAAUUACUGGAGUUGUUAGUUUUCAUUUUUACUUCCCAUUCCUUCAUUCAUUUCAACAGGAACAACAACACAUAAGGUUUAGCCUCACAGUAAUUUAGACGCGAUUUUGACUGAUGUGUAAAAUCAGCAACUAAAUUACGAAAUGGAGUGAAAAUUUUAACAUAUUAACAACUGCAUGAUUAACAGCAACUUUUAGCAAUCUCGCCCAAGGUGCAUGUAAUCCCGUGAUGAUUAAAUUGACAGGCAGUGGCGGAGACUGGGAAGAGGGGGCAACAGCCUCGGCCCUUUUUUGAAAGCCUCUGAAUAAUUCUGUAACAACAUUUUAACAAUGAGAUAAAUUUUAACAACCCUGUGACAAUAUUAACAAUGAGAGAUGCACUGAUAGGCUACAAAUUAAGCUAUUAAUACUGUAUGUUGCAUUAAAUUUAAAGCAAACAAGUCUAAAUAAAUAAAAGAAUUAAGAUUUCCUGCAGCCACGAAAAGUGGUCAUAUGUUGGCAACCUAAUUUGCCCCUCCCCCCCCCCCACCUCCAAUAUUUCACGAAGUGGCCGCCACUGUUAACAGUUGAGUAACGAAUUUCUCCACGUUUUACAGUAGAUACCGAAUUUGACUUCUCGUGUUAGUAACAUGCACAAAAAUGUAGUUAACCACAGUCCUGCAUGGCUAAUUUAACCAGGAUUCCACCUCCGAAGAUAUGCUAAUAACGUUUAGUACAUAUUUUCCCCAUUACCCCAGAUAUAGACAUCGCAUGAAAUAUAACCACUAAGCCACCAACUACUUUUUCAGUCAUCGCCACGUGAUCAUGGUGUACGAGUGAACUGCAUAUGUCCGGCUGGUGUUUACACAGACAUGGUAUCCAGCUUCCUUAAUUCUACAUGGGAAGGAAGGUACAAACCUCCUCAGGAACUUGUCGAUCACAUGCCGAAAACUGACGAAGCGGCCCGGAAGAAGUACUUGAAGUAUGUUCAUUUUGGGCAUGUUAAAAUUCAGGAGUUCUGGAUAUUAUACCGAAUAACUAAUUUUUACAAUUCGGUUAUAAUUAGUAUAGGUAAUCAUGCGAUGUUGCUCGUACAAUUAGGGAUUACUAGUACGAGUGAUGUUUGGAAAUUUUGCCAAAAUUGGACGAGCCACCGGGGCGAGUCGCCGCCGGACGAUUAUUAGCAUGACAAAAUUGGAUACUUCUCAUUGUCAACAUCAUAUUCUCUCGCCAAAGCCCGGCUGCCAGACUUUUAACCAAAAUUUUGUGCUUUUGUUCGUAUUUUCAUUUAGUUCUUUUAUUAAAGCAAAAAUUGGUGCUUUUGUUCGUAUUUUCAUCUAGUUCCUCUAGAGCAAUUUCAGUUCACGUUUGUGUUUAAAAUACCUUUCCGGCAUUUUGUUUGUUUUGGGAAAAUCAUUAAUUGUACUGCGGUACAAUUAAUGAAAUAAUUGUACUCCUCUCAACCAAUCAGCAUCCAGUAAUUUUGUCAUGCUAAUAAUAAUGUUUAUAAAGAAACCUGUCAAGAGAUAGGCAAGAGAUAGGGUUUGUUCACGUUUUGUUUGCUUGAUAAAAUAGUGACCUUAAGCAUCGAAACAUUGCCGUCCGGGACAUUGUUUAAUGACCGAGCUUUCCUGGGAAAAGCCAUAGUUUUGUUUACGUUUUCUCCAAAACUCAAUACAAUGUAAACCCACGUCCUGGACAAAACCUUGACUGCGUCCUGGCGGUAUUACGUCACACGAAAAUCAUUUCCGGUCAACGUCCCGGACGGCAAUGUUCUCGAUGCUUAAGGUCUCUAAUAUAAUUAAAAGCGCGCACGGGUAGAAAUUGUUUUGACCCAAUUCGCAAGCGCGACAAGAUUGGACUCUCCUGAGGAAAAUAACCAUACAAAAUGUUUUUAACCCUGUGCAUUUUACCUGCGUUUUUUUAUUUUGUUCCCAUCAAAUGAAGUGUCCUGAAAUUAGUUACCUCAAGUGAAGGCAAUUUUUCACCCUAGUGCUCCCCAGUGAUUUACUCUAAUUUGUUAAUUGGCAACGUAAAUAUGGAUAACUGAUUGAUGGUAUUAAAAGCAAUUAUAAAACUGUUAUAGCCAUGCACCUUUAAAAGUUAUGUUAGUCAUUGAACAUGGAUUAAAUGUAAUUUACCAUACUUUUAUUUAUGAGUAUGGGAUAUGUCAAAACCUCAAAUUCGAACUGAACCUCGGAUCCCGUCAUCGGAGCUAGCCCUAUAGACCUUGGCUUCGCCUGGAAUAAUCGGCUUGGACUUGAAAUCUGGCCUAGUUCUCAUUUUCAGUUUUGAAAUAUUGGAUUUCAUACCGUUUUUAAUUCUGACGAAUGCUAAACCUUCUUUCCUAGACCGUCAGACGUUGGCAAUGAAGUGAUGAAACUCAUAAAUGACGAGUCAAAAAACGGUCAAGUGUUAUUAAUCACAAAAGAUCCAGAGGGUCCCACGCAGGUGAAGGUUGAAAACAUCGAGUUAAAAUAACUGACGUUAUGUACACUUAUUAUCAAGUUUGAAAUGCUCAAUGUUCGCCAAUAGAAUCCAUCUUCUUAGAACUGCCUCCUGCAAUUUAGUCAGUUUGAUCAUCCUACAGUAAGUCCGUGUUUUUUUUUCUUUAAUAUAAAAAUUGUUCACUGUAUAUAGCCUGUUCACUGUAUUUGCCGUUUUUU